Molecule: messenger RNA, 1765 nt
Organism: Culex pipiens pallens (northern house mosquito)
Lineage: Eukaryota; Metazoa; Arthropoda; Insecta; Diptera; Culicidae
Gene: RIOK2
Exons: 3
Coding region: 96-1691 (531 amino acids)
Biological process (GO): maturation of SSU-rRNA; protein phosphorylation
Cellular component (GO): cytosol; preribosome, small subunit precursor; nucleus
Molecular function (GO): ATP binding; protein serine/threonine kinase activity
Source: RefSeq, a predicted model, not a curated record
CCGCCUUCUUUUCGUCAACACCGUCCAUUCAGUGCGCAGUUUUUCCAACAUUUUCUGGGUUAAAUCAACCACUUUUCCCGCAAAUCCCCGCAACCAUGGGCAAGCUCAACGUAACGGUGCUCCGGUACCUCAGCAAGGAGGACUUUCGGAUCCUGACCGCGAUCGAGAUGGGCAUGAAGAACCACGAGCUGGUGCCGGGCGCGCUGGUGGCGGCCAUCGCCAGCCUCAAGGCAGGCGGCGUCCACAAGUUGCUGCGGGAGCUGUGCAAGCACAAGCUGCUGACGUACGAGCGCGGGAAGCGGUAUGACGGAUACCGGUUGACCAACAUGGGUUACGACUACCUGGCGCUGAAGUCGCUGACGUUGCGCGGGUCGGUGGCCGGGUUUGGGAACCAGAUUGGGGUGGGCAAGGAGAGUAAUAUUUAUACGGUUGGGGAUGAGGAGGGCAAUCCGUUGUGCUUGAAGUUGCACCGGUUGGGGCGGGUUUGCUUCCGGAACGUGAAGGAGAAGCGGGACUACCACGGGAAGCGGCACAAGAUGAGUUGGCUGUAUUUGUCGCGGAUUUCGGCGACGCGGGAGUAUGCGUACAUGAAGGCGUUGUACGAUCGGGGGUUUCCGGUGCCACGUCCGGUGGACUUUAACCGGCAUUGUGUCAUUAUGGAGCUGGUUGACGGGUACCCGUUGACGAACGUGUCCGAGGUGGGCAAUGUGGAGCAGUUGUACGAUGAUUUGAUGAACUUGAUUGUGCGGUUGGGGAAUUGCGGAGUUAUUCACGGAGAUUUCAACGAGUUCAACGUGAUGAUCACGGAGGAGGACCAGCGGCCGAUCUUGAUCGAUUUUCCCCAGAUGGUGUCGACGUCGCAUCCGAACGCGGAGAUGUACUUUGAUCGGGACGUGCAGGGCGUUCGGGAUCUGUUCCGGAAGAAGUUUGGCUACGAAAGUGAAGAACAUCCCAAGUUUAGCGAUCUGGAGCGGGAGGAUGAGCUGGACCGGGAGGUUCUCUGCUCUGGGUACGGAUUUACGCAGGAGAUGGAGGAGGAUCUGCACAAGGAGUAUCACCAGAAAGAAGGUUCCGAGGACGGCAGCGACGAAGACGACGACGAUGAGUACCAGGACAGCGUCACGGGAGAUCUGGACGAGGACGAGCUUGAAGAGUGUCGCAAGAAGCUCGAGCAGGAGGUCAAAUUCGCCGAGGAGAAGCCCAAAAAAGAAGACAAAAACUCCAGCAUCCUCAAAUACAUCGCGUCAAUGUCCGCCGAAGAAAUGGACAAGCCCUGCGAUGCCGAGGACGAAGAACUCUUCAAAGACGCCCUGGACAUCUCCGUGGAACCAGCGUACGUCGAACCAACAACCCAGCCGGAAGCACCCCAAGAGGACGACGCCUGCUCGGUCAGCUCCAACGACCUCGAGCAGGCGGACACCGUGGCCGAUCUGGACCCGAACUCGCGCGAGUACCGCAUGGUCAUGGUGCGCAAACUGCUGGACGAUGCGCGCAGUGCCCGGUCCUACUCGACCACGGCCAGCACGAUCGCUCCGUCCCUGGUUUCCGGCCGCAUCCGCAGCGACAUGCGCGACCAGCAGAAAAAGGACCAGAAGAAGCGCGCCGUGCCGAAGGGCGAAGCGAGUGCCGUGCGACGAAUGCGCAAGGACAACAACAGCGUCGUCAAGGAGUACCGCGGGUGGGACUUUUGAAAACGCUGGGUUCGGUAAGUUUGUUCUACUUUAUUAAUCAUUAUGUGUAAUAUAUAUAUGUUGGAAAAGCUGAA